This is a messenger RNA of Juglans regia (Persian walnut), 981 nucleotides long. RefSeq lists its product as uncharacterized. The record is from RefSeq and is a predicted model, not a curated record. NCBI's taxonomy places the organism in Eukaryota, Viridiplantae, Streptophyta, Magnoliopsida, Fagales, Juglandaceae. The coding region runs from base 1 to 981 and encodes 326 amino acids. The transcript is spliced from 4 exons.
AUGGCUAAGGCAUAUGAUAGCAUUGACUGUGACUUCUUAAUUCAUGUUAUGGCUUCAUUUGGGUUUUCUAUGAUACUCUGUGAUUUGAUCAGAAAUUGUAUCUCGACUCCUUGGUUCUCUGUGGUUAUGAAUGGUUCGGCAAAAGGGUUUUUCUCAAGUGGACAUGGCCUGCGUCAAGGUGAUCAUCUGUCACCAUACUUGUUUAUUCUCGUCAAAGAGGUGCUCUCCAGAUUGUUAAAGCAGAAGUUUGCUGAUGAGUGGUCUGGUCAGGUGGUGAGCAAUGGAAAAUCCUAUAUUUUCUUUUCUAAACAUGUGACUGCUGCUCGGAAAAGGAAUCCUCUACUGUUGACUUCUUGCUCUGAAGGUUUUUUUCGGGUUAAAUACUUGGGUGUGCCUCUUAAGGUAGGCCGGCUAAAAAUUUCGCAUUUUGAUGAUUUAUUGAAUUGCAUUCGACGGAAAUUGGACAGAUGGCAGAAUCGGUUUUUAUCUUCUGGUACUCGCCUUCUUUUAUUGAGACAUGUUUUUGCUAGUAUACCAAUUCAUUUGUUCCCUAUGUUGCAUGCUCCUAAGGCUGUUAUGGCAGCUGUAAAUUGCUCGAUGAGUAAUUUGUUUUUGGGAUCCUGGAAUAGAAAACAAAAGUGCAAGUGGGUUGCUUGGCACAAAGUUUGCGCACCGACUCAGGAAAGGGGUUUGGGUCUUCGAAAAUCAGAGGAAGUUCAAGAUUCUCUAUUUAUGAAGCUUGCUUGGAACUUACAGACAGGCGAUGCUAUAUGGGCUAAUUUCUUCAAGCAUAAAUAUUUGGAGGCGUGUCUCUUGACAGCUGGGGAUGCCGUAUCACCUGAAGAGAUCAUGGAGAGCGCCUAUGGAAUUAUGGUUUCGGUGAGCUGCUUAUUCGACUCAAAAAGAUGUAAAGCUUGUAUGGAAGGUGAAAGAAUUUCUUUGGGCUUGUUAUGGGGUUCGAUUAAGGCUGUUAUUGCAUGA